Molecule: messenger RNA, 2221 nt
Organism: Poecile atricapillus (Black-capped chickadee)
Lineage: Eukaryota; Metazoa; Chordata; Aves; Passeriformes; Paridae
Gene: PEX13
Product: peroxisomal biogenesis factor 13
Exons: 4
Coding region: 120-1307 (395 amino acids)
Biological process (GO): protein import into peroxisome matrix, docking
Cellular component (GO): peroxisome; peroxisomal membrane; peroxisomal importomer complex
Molecular function (GO): protein binding
Source: RefSeq, a predicted model, not a curated record
AACCGAGCGGGGCCGAGUGAGGCCGAGCCGGGGUCGAGCCCGAACCGAGCGAGGCCGAAGCGGAGCCGAGCGAAGCCGAGGGAGGCCGAAGCGGGGCCGAGCGGGGCCGAGGGGGCGCGAUGGCGGCGACGCCGCCGCCCAAGCCCUGGGAGUCCCGGCGGCUGCCGGGCACCGCGCCCGCUUUCCAGUCUGCUGACUUGGGUGACAACCUGCUGACCAGGCCCGGACAACCCACGGUGGCACGAAUCCCUCCACCCAUUUUGCCGAGACCGUCGCAGCAAACGGCAAGCAGCAGCCUGAGCGCUUUCAGGCCAGCCUAUAGCAGCUCUUUCUCUCCAGGCUAUGGCUCAUAUGGCACCUCUUUCUAUGGAAGCUAUAGUCCCUACAGCUAUGGCUACGGAGGGCUGGGCUAUAACCGCUUCUGUGCCGAUGGCAUUCCCCCCAGCAGGUUUGUGCAGCAGGCCGAGGAGAGCAGCAGAGGUGCCUUCCAGUCCAUCGAAAGCAUCGUGCACGCCUUCGCCUCGGUCAGCAUGAUGAUGGAUGCAACCUUCUCUGCUGUCUACAACAGCUUCAGAGCUGUGCUGGAUGUGGCCAACCACUUCUCCCGCCUCAAAAUUCACUUCACCAAGGUGUUUUCAGCUUUUGCUCUAGUGAGAACUAUAAAAUACCUCUACCAACGCCUGCAGCGCUUGCUGGGUCUGCGGCAGAGCUGCGAGAACGAGGAUUUGUGGGCUGAGAGUGAGGGCAAAGUAGCUCGUGCUGGCCUUGAAGACAAGAUGGCUAACUCUGCAAAAUCCUGGCCUAUUUUCUUGUUCUUUGCUGUUAUAUUGGGAGGUCCCUACCUGAUUUGGAAGCUGCUUUCUACAUACAGUGACGAAGAAACAGUGUCUAGUAACUGGGCGAGUGGAGAAGAUGACCAUGUAGUUGGAAGAGCAGAAUAUGAUUUCAAUGCUCUCUCAGAAGAAGAAAUUUCUUUCCGUGCUGGUGACAUGCUAAGAUUAGCACCCAAAGAACAACAACCCAAGAUCCGUGGUUGGCUUCUGGCUAGUUAUGACGGCCAAACGACAGGACUUGUGCCAGCUAAUUACAUCAAAAUCCUGGGCAAAAGAAGAGGUAGGAGAACAACAGACCCGGAAAGGGUUCCAGAGCAGCGGCCAGCUUUCCCCAGCACAGCUGUCAGAGGAGCCCCUGCUGCUGUGACUUUAGAGGAGCAGGAAGCUGCUUUUGAAACUGUUUUUGCUGGAUGCAGCAAAGUUCCCAUUGCGUCGGACUCCGCUGUGGCCGGUGGAGAGAAGCAGGAACUCUGAUGCACUUUGAUCAACAAAGCGACUGAACUGUGCUUUAUUGAUACCACUUAGGGUUUGUUGAAAAUCUGGUUUGUAAUGGAGCACUGUGGGUCUGUACCAGUUACUGCUGCUAGUGGUUGGUGAAGGGAUGGAGAAAUCAUUGCUCAAAUUUGUGGUAUUUAUUUUUGACUCACCUAAGGCUGUACGUCAGUGAUUCUAUCCACCCACCUGGCAGCAACUCUGAGAUCUUGAGAUAGGAGAAAUGAGGCAUUUAGAAAAAAGCAAACAAAGGGAAAAAAAAUAGGGCCUGCCAUUCUUGUUUAGGGGACAAAUUAACACCCAGUCUUUGUAGGAGUAUUGAGCCUCUUGAAUAGACGUGCAAAGGGAAGGUUGAUUUCUGUAAGCUGUCCUCCAGAACUUCACACUCAGAACCAUGAAGGAGUAAAACACAUUGGCUCCCUCUGAAAGGAGGGAGAGUUGCAGAAGAUGCACACAGUUGAAUAGUUAGAAGGUUUAAGUUGCUUUUCAUAAGAAGUAGGGUUCUGCCAUAAAGAACUUAGCUCUUAGAAUAAAAGGGAGAAACUUGGGAGGAAGGGAGGAGAAACAGAGUUUAGAAAGGGAGAGCAGUGAGGCAUCACCAGUAGUUCUAAGCAGUUCUGUUUUGUUUAUUAAAAGGACAUUAGAAUAAAGGGUAUUCUGCAGUCAGGCACUCAUCAGUUGUUACUCCCUUAACCAACUUUGCAUCACUCUUAGCCAUGUUGUGUUGUAGCCUGUUAGCUGCUUAUCUAUCAGCCACCAUCUGCAUCUCAACUUAUUUCUGUCCUUUAUUUGAUUUUAUAUGAGUGUCAAAAUAUCUAUCCUGCAUUUUUCAGCUUGAGUUGGAACAAAGCCUUGAGUUGGGGGAAGCUGAAAGUAAUUGGAGCAUCAAAGAAAAA